This is a messenger RNA of Saccoglossus kowalevskii, 698 nucleotides long. RefSeq lists its product as uncharacterized. The record is from RefSeq and is a predicted model, not a curated record. NCBI's taxonomy places the organism in Eukaryota, Metazoa, Hemichordata, Enteropneusta, Harrimaniidae.
CUUUGAGUGCUGGGAAUGUACGUGGUAAAGAGAUUAGGGUAGCUUUGAGUGCUGGGAAUAUACGUGGUAAAGAGAUUAGGGUAGCUUUGAGUACUGGGAAUGUACGUGGUACAGAGAUUGGGGUAGCUUUGAGUGCUGGGAAUGUACGUGGUAAAGAGAUUAGGGUAGCUUUGAGUGCUGGAAAUAUACGUGGUAAAGAGACUAGGGUAGCUUUGAGUGCUGGGAAUGUACGUGGUAAAGAGACUAGGGUAGCUUUGAGUGCUAGGAAUGUACCUGGUACAGAGAUUAGGGUAGCUUUGAGUGCUUGGAAUGUACGUGAUACAGAGAUUAGGGUAGCUUUGAGUGCUGGGAAUGUACGUGGUAAAGAGAUUAGGGUAGCUUUGAGUGCUGGGAAUGUACGUGGUAAAGAGACUAGGGUAGCUUUGAGUGCUGGGAAUGCACCUGAGACUAGGGUAGCUUUGAGUGCUGGGAAUGUACCUGGUACAGAGAUCAGGGUAGCUUUGAGUGCUGGGAAUGUACGUGGUACAGAGAUUGGGGUAUCUUUGAGUGCUGGGAAUGUACGUGGUACAGAGAUUAGGGUAGCUUUGAGUGCUGGGAAUGUACGUGGUACAGAGAUUAGGGUAGCUUUGAGUGCUGGGAAUGCACGUGGUACAGAGAUUAGGGUAGCUUUGAGUGCUGGGAAUGUACGUGGUAAAUAG